AUGUUUAAAUUAAUUGCUAUCAUUGCUCUUCUUGUUGUUGCAUCUCAUGCUGGUAAAGUAACAAUCCAUUCAAGUGGUGCAUAUGUUGCUCGAUGUACCUGUGAUGUAAGAGAUGCUUAUGGUACAAUAAAAUUAGCAAGUGGAAAUAUUUAUGCAGGUCAAACACGUGACAUACAAAUUCCAGAUAAUGUUGAAUGGAUGAAUAUUCGUUGUGAAAAUCAACGUCUUGUUGGUAAAUGGCAUGAAGUCUUUACACAAGAAUCGAAUGGUCCUCGAUCACUUUGUUAUAGUAUUGGUGGUACUACUUUCCACCCAAAUCAUUCCGCUAAAUUUUGUUAA
Adineta steineri is the source of this 339-nucleotide messenger RNA. The record is from the annotation of a GenBank genome assembly. Lineage: Eukaryota; Metazoa; Rotifera; Eurotatoria; Adinetida; Adinetidae.